Molecule: messenger RNA, 1622 nt
Organism: Ornithorhynchus anatinus (platypus)
Lineage: Eukaryota; Metazoa; Chordata; Mammalia; Monotremata; Ornithorhynchidae
Gene: CATSPER1
Product: cation channel sperm associated 1
Exons: 12
Coding region: 121-1521 (466 amino acids)
Biological process (GO): transmembrane transport; calcium ion transport; regulation of cilium beat frequency involved in ciliary motility
Cellular component (GO): membrane; CatSper complex
Molecular function (GO): calcium-activated cation channel activity; voltage-gated calcium channel activity
Source: RefSeq, a predicted model, not a curated record
CCGGCCCAACCCCACUCAUCCCCAGCAGCCCCAGUCCGGCGGGAGCAGGGGAAGGGGCAGGCGGGGAGUAGCCGCCCGGCUCCGGUCCCCGCCACGUGUCGGCCCAACCCCGGAUUCCUCAUGGAUUACCUGACGGUACCGGACGCGGGGCCGCCCCGGGAUGGGGAGCAGGCGGGCCUCAGCGCCGCCGCCUCCCAGAAACCCCAAUCGCAGUCCUCCUUUGUGGGGGUCCACUCCGCGACCCCUCACCCCCCCGCCUACCGCCCGUCCCGCUCCCCCUCCGUCUUCUCCCGCUCCCAGUACGGCUUCCGCGGCAACAGGUCCGGCUCGCAGCCUACCCUCCUCAUCCACUCCAGGCGGGUCGGGUCCAGAGACAACGGGGCCCCGAGCUACGUCUACCAGAGAGGCCAGGACCCCUGGAGCCAGAAGAGGAUGCUGCAUAAGCUCCUGGCUUUAAUGACGAUGAAGUUGGAUAAACUGAGGCAGCUCUUCAAGAAGCUGAUCCAGUCUCCGUUCUUCGAGGCCUUCGUCCUCUCGGUGGUGUCCAUCAACGCCAUGGUGCUGGUGGCCCAGACCUUCGCCGAGGUGGAGAUCCGGGGAGAGUGGUACUUCACGGCCGCGGACUCGGUCUUCCUCAGCAUCUACCUCCUGGAGGCGGCCCUCAAGCUCAUCGCGCUAGGAUCCAGCUACUUCCACAACUACUGGAACAAUCUCGACUUCUUCAUCACGAUCAUGGCCCUGCUGGACUUCGUGCUGCCACAGAUCUACAACGCCAUGACCAUUCGCCACGCCGGCACUAACACCUUCCGGGUCCUCAAAGUCUUCAAGGGCGUCCGAGCCCUGAGGACCUUCUGGGUGCUGCGGAGACUCCGCUUCCUGAACAGCCUGCAGGAAGUGACGGGGACCCUGGCUCGCUCCUUGGCAUCUAUCGGAGCCAUCCUGGUGCUUAUGUUCAUCUGCCUCUUCCUGUUCUCGGUGAUCCUGCGGGCCCUGUUCCGCAACACGGACCCCAAGCGGUUCCAGAGCUUGUUCACCACGCUGUUCACCCUCUUCACCAUGCUCACCCUCGACGACUGGUCCCUCAUCUACAUGGACAGCCGGGCCAAGGGGGCCUGGUUCAUCGUGCCGAUCCUCAUGGUGUACAUCAUCAUCCAGUAUUUCAUCUUCCUGAACCUGGUGGUGGCCGUGCUGGUGGACAACUUCCAGAUGGAGCUGCUCAAGGGGUUGGAGAAGGAGAAGCAAGAGAAAGCAGCCCGACUCCAGGAGAAGCUCCUGGAGGAUUCUCUGACAAAGCUCAAGGAGACAGACAAACAGGAGGAGAUGCACAAGAUCACGGUUCAAGACCAAAUAGAGAAGGAGAUGAAGGGUCUAACGGAGAGGCAGCAGCAGCUCCACUUGAUGUUCCUGCAGCUGAUCGCUGGAGUGGAGGUCCAGCAGCAACAGUUCCGCUCCCAGACGGCCAUCACCGAUGAGAUCGUGGACACGGUUUUCGAGGCUGGAGAAGAGGACCUCAAAAGGUGAAGCCCACCCGACACCGGACACCGGAAAAAGCCACGGACUUCUCACGGUCCGAGGGGGUGGGGCUCCCCCGGGAUUGCUAAUUCAGAUGUUCUUGACAGACA